UCCAGCCCCUGCGCAAUCGAUAAGGAAACCCGGAGGUGGCUUCUGCUUUCUUUUUCACAGGCGGCCGGGAAGAUGGCGGACAUUCAGACUGAGCGAGCCUACCAAAAGCAGCCGACCAUCUUUCAAAACAAGAAGAGAGUCUUGUUGGGAGAAACUGGCAAGGAGAAGCUCCCUCGGUACUACAAGAACAUCGGUCUGGGUUUCAAGACUCCCAAAGAGGCCAUUGAGGGCACCUACAUUGACAAGAAAUGCCCCUUCACUGGUAACGUCUCCAUCAGAGGGCGGAUCUUGUCUGGCGUGGUAACCAAGAUGAAGAUGCAGAGGACCAUUGUCAUCCGCCGAGACUAUCUCCAUUACAUCCGCAAGUACAAUCGCUUUGAGAAGCGCCACAAGAACAUGUCUGUGCACCUGUCCCCCUGCUUCAGGGAUGUUCAGAUCGGCGAUAUUGUCACAGUAGGCGAAUGUCGGCCCCUGAGCAAGACGGUGCGCUUCAACGUUCUCAAAGUCACCAAAGCUGCUGGCACCAAGAAGCAGUUCCAGAAGUUCUGAGACUGGAUAUGUGCCCACGCCCCAAAAUGAAAUAAAGUUAUUUUCUCAUUC
Molecule: messenger RNA, 600 nt
Organism: Nycticebus coucang (slow loris)
Lineage: Eukaryota; Metazoa; Chordata; Mammalia; Primates; Lorisidae
Gene: RPS11
Product: ribosomal protein S11
Exons: 5
Coding region: 73-549 (158 amino acids)
Biological process (GO): translation
Cellular component (GO): cytosolic small ribosomal subunit; ribosome
Molecular function (GO): structural constituent of ribosome
Source: RefSeq, a predicted model, not a curated record